GUGAGCAUGAAUGAAGCCAUGUGGAAGGACACCACAGGAGAAUAUUGAUUACUACUAAAAGUGAUCAAUCUAACUUUCACUAAUCUUCUUUUAACAGGUAUUUCUAAAAAAAAAACAGAAACAACAACUUCAGAGCAGUCAAGAUGACAGCCAUGGAGAGCAAAGAGGAGAUCAGUGACACUGACAGUGGGAUUAUCUUGCACUCUGGUCCAGACAGCCCCACAUCCCCAGUGAAGGACCUGACCACCCACACCAGAGCCCUGAAACUGAAGCACCAGUCUCUGGAGGAGCGUCUGGAGCUAUGUCUGCUGGAGCUCAGGAAGCUCUGCAUCAGGGAGGCAGAGCUGACUGGUAAACUGCCUUCAGACUAUCCUCUGAUGCCUGAUGAAAAGCCACCUCGUGUCAGGAGGAGGAUCGGAGCUUCCUUUAAGCUGGACGAAGGUCUGAUCCAUCUGGAUAAAGAGGAUUCAGAGUUGCAAGAACUGGAGACUGGCUUGGCUCUUCAGCUGCAGAUUUAUGAGGCGGCCCGCAAACUCUCUCUGGAAGGGAACCUCAGCAAACCCCAGAAGAAGAGCCGUCUGCAGCAGUGCAAGAGGGAGGAGAAGAAAGUGAAGGAUCUGCAGGAGGCUGUGUUACAGCACAGGAUCAAGAGCGAGUGUAACUCACCGUGCAUCAGUGUUGCAACCAGCCAAAACAAAGAUCUGAGCAUGUCUGAUGACAGCUCCCUGUCUGAUGUAGUGGCCCUGGAUGAUGAUGUGGACUCGCCUAGCCCUCUCUCUCCUCCAGUUUUGGGCACCUCCUACUCAGACCCUCUCCAGCUGUCAGCCAAAACCCUGCAGUCGUCCCAGCAGUCAGCGAGUCAACUCAGUGUGGAGUAUGAACGCUCUCCCAUCCAGAACUCCCCGUGGAAAGAGUCUAGUCUGGACCAGCCGUACGACAAGGCUACAAAACCUCAAUCUGCUUGCAGCAGCAGGUCCAGUAGUCCAGUGGGAACCCAGGUGUCUGCAGAGAGCUGCAGGAUUCCUCUCUCUCAGUUUAUCAAGAACGCAGCGCUGCGUCACAACCACUCCACCAGCGCCCCCUCCACCCCAGAGCUGCAUGUACGCCGACAGUACUCCCAGUCCUUCAGGCUGCCGCAGCGGCAAUGUGCAACUGAUUUCAUGGUGCGUUCUCCAGAGUACUCUCCCCUGCGGCCAUACCAGUCCAGCUCUGAGGACAGCAGCUCGGAGCACUCCUCCUCCUCCUACAUGAGCUCGCCUGGCAGGGAUGGACCCACUGAUAUCCCAAAGCUCUGCCCUCCACCUUACGGAUUCCACCUUGGAGCGCAGAAGAAAGAGCUCAACUUCCCCAGCUCACACAAGAACAUCAACCAGUUACAGCCCGGUCCUGGCUACAUCAGGUCCACAAUGGAGGAUGGCCCCCUUUCCCCUCGGGACUUGGACGAGGGAAAGUGCUAUCUGUCCUCCCCUCCUGUGGCUCGAAGCCUUCAUCAAAGACAGUGGCAGGAGGGAGCAUCAUCCCAAAGGAGAGUGUUGAAGCCCCCCCCACCUUACAACAGGCUGGUGCGAACCCCCUCACUGAAGGAGUAUCCAAACCAUGCCAUCCGGCUGAUGCCCAGAGAGAUCGUGUCAGAGGAGCUGAAAUCCUGGCACUAUAGAAAUCAGCUCCAGAAGUUACGGCCAGGCUGUGUGGAACAGAGUGUCAAGAGCCCCACUUCACCUCACUUCCCUUCAUUUAGACAGGGUUUGGGUAAUGUGAUUCUCCAGAGAGCCGCAGAUGGGACUCCAGUCCAGUGGUUUGUUGCGGAGGAUGCUGAAAUUGUGAGCCAGGUGUAG
Molecule: messenger RNA, 1835 nt
Organism: Scomber japonicus (chub mackerel)
Lineage: Eukaryota; Metazoa; Chordata; Actinopteri; Scombriformes; Scombridae
Gene: inavaa
Product: innate immunity activator a
Exons: 9
Coding region: 144-1835 (563 amino acids)
Biological process (GO): adherens junction maintenance; positive regulation of protein ubiquitination
Source: RefSeq, a predicted model, not a curated record